Molecule: messenger RNA, 2486 nt
Organism: Sinocyclocheilus rhinocerous
Lineage: Eukaryota; Metazoa; Chordata; Actinopteri; Cypriniformes; Cyprinidae
Product: RUN and FYVE domain-containing protein 2-like
Exons: 19
Coding region: 255-2417 (720 amino acids)
Cellular component (GO): cytoplasm
Molecular function (GO): metal ion binding
Source: RefSeq, a predicted model, not a curated record
CACCCCUUUGCUGCAGACGGAUCGUGCAGGAGUGCUCAGGUGUAAACAAAUCUACAAUCUAGCCAUUUGUUCUCAAAAGAUACCAUGAUCAUAUGAAUGGAAAUCAUACGUCGCCUUAGGAAACCAUCACGAAGGAAAGCGCGUGAAUUACGUCGUUAACUGUUUAACAAUGCCGCUCAACACAUCACCGCCGUGGUUGUUAGGUGAAGCGUUAUCAUAAACUGUAUGAUAUUCCUGAAUAAUUGUCGUUAACGAUGGCGACACCUGCAGAACAGGACCUUGUGUUGGCAGAAGCAGAGAGCAACAAAGAGAGAGCGCAAGUGUUCGGUAUCCUCAGAUUGCAGGAGGAUAAAUCGGCCGCUGAGAAAGUGAGCGGCGCUGCCAUGAAAUCUGGAGACGGGAGAUGGCAGGCGCCUAUAUUCGCGUUAGCCAGAAAAGCGUCAGAAACCUUCUCCGGUGGCAUUCACGUCUUGCCCAAAGUGACAGAGCCGAAAACGUCGACUUUUCCCGAGGAAUGGGGUGCCAAGGCCUUUCGAGAUCCUAUGGCAAUGGAACGAGCAAACUUGCUUAAUAUGGCUAAGCUCAGCAUCAAAGGCCUGAUCGAGUCGGCUCUGAGCUUUGGGCGAACUCUGGACUCUGACUAUCCGCCUCUGCAACAGUUCUUUGUUGUCAUGGAGCACUGCCUGAAACACGGUCUCAAAGUGAAGAAAUCGUUUCUUGGAUACAACAAGUCAUUGUGGGGGCCUCUGGAGAUGGUCGAGAAGCUCUGCCCAGAAGCAGGCGAAAUCGCAGCCAGUGUACGAGACCUUCCUGGCCUUAAGACGCCUCUGGGCAGAGCCAGAGCAUGGCUAAGGCUGGCAUUGAUGCAGAAGAAAUUAGCGGAUUACCUACGUCUCCUCAUCACCAGGAAAGAUAUACUUAGUGAGUUCUAUGAGAACUCGGCAGUGAUGCUGGAGGAGGAGGGAGCCGUCAUCGUUGGUCUCCUGGUGGGACUUAACGUCAUAGAUGCCAACUUAUGUGUGAAGGGCGAGGACCUCGAUACACAAGUUGGUGUAAUAGACUUCUCCAUGUACUUGAAAAAUGACAUUGAUGAUGACUACAGAAGUGAAGAAAGAAAUGGACAAAUUUCAGCUAUUUUGGAUCAGAAGAACUAUGUUGAAGAAUUAAAUAGGCAGCUGAAUUCUACAGUUCAAGGCUUACAGGGACGUGUGGAGUCCUUAGAAAAAUCCAACUCCAAACUCAUCGAAGAGUUGGCAAUAGCAAAAAACAAUAUAAUUAAAUUACAGGAAGAGAACCACCAACUCAGAACAGAAAAUUCAGUCAUUCUUAUGAAAGCACAACAGCGUCUUGAGAUUGCAGAAGGAGAUUUGAACUGUGAGCUUGACACGUACAAGCAGUCAAGGCAGGGCCUGGAUGAAAUGUACAAUGAGGCAAGACGCCAACUCAAAGAGGAAUGUCAACUCAGGCAGGACGUGGAGAACGAACUGGUUGUGCAGGUGAGCAUGAAGCAGGAGAUGGAAAUGGCCAUGAAACUGUUAGAAAAGGACAUCCAUGAAAAGCAAGACACUCUGAUUGGACUUCGGCACCAAUUAGAUGAAGUUAAAUCCAUCAAUGUGGAGAUGUACCAAAAAAUGCAGUCUUCAGAUGACAGCAUGAGACAAAAAAAUGACAUGAUCGCACGGUUGGAGGAGAAGACCAAUCAGAUAACGGCGACUAUGAAACAACUAGAACAAAGAUUGCAGGAUGCCGAGAGGGAACGUGCCGGUGCCGAAGACGGGGUGCGCAAAUUCAAGCAGGACUUCACAAACAAAGCUGACAGUCUCCAAAAGCAGAUUGCCCAGAGAGAGAAACAAAUGAUGCAGCUGGAAACAGACAUGAAAAUAGAGAGGGACUGGCGGCAGACGUUACAGAAUGAAUUAGAAAGAGAACGAGAGACCAUCGCACAACUCACUGCUGAAGCACAGCAAAUCAACGGACUCAAAAAAGAGUUUCACAGGUUGCAGGAUGAGAAUACGCAGCUGAAGGGAAUUUGUGAAGAGCAGGAACAGGCGCUGGAGGAGCUGGGCUGCAAACUCAGCGAGUCAAAGUUGAAAAUCGAAGAUAUAAAAGAAGCCAACAAGGCACUUCAGGGUGGACAGGUUUGGCUGAAGGACAAAGAUGCUACGCAUUGCAAGCUUUGUGAGAAGGAAUUUUCAAUCUCCAGGAGAAAGCACCACUGCAGGAACUGUGGAGAGAUCUUCUGCAAUGCCUGCUCGGAUAAUGAGCUGCCGCUCCCUGCUUCACCCAAACCCGUGAGAGUCUGCGACACCUGCCACGCUCUGCUCCUCCAGCGCUGCUCCUCCAAUGCCACGAAUGUCCAGUACCUUCGAUGUAACGAUGACCCAUGUAUUUACGAUCUUUUGCCAAAGCCUUUUUAAAGUCCUCUGAUGUCUUCAGCUCUACAAACGCCUCUCCACUCGGCCUUCCCUCUUUGGAGAAGGUAAAAC